GUAUACCGGAUGUAUUUGUGUAUGAGAUGAUUGCAUAGAGCACAAUUCACUCUUUCAUUUAAUUUUAAGCAUUUUCUUUUAUACACAUUUAGUAAAGUAUAGUUUUUAGGUGCUGAUUGAUAUGUUUGCCGAACGUUUUUCGCCGCUCAACACUCACCAAAUGCUUAACUGUGCGCUAACGUUUAACGUGUAUGUUGUUGUUGCUACUGCUACCUGUGUUAACGAGCGCUCCACGACGCGACAACGGCUAUUGCAAUUUUCGUUGUCGUUGCCGCUGCCGCUGCCAGCUUGUUGGAUGAUAGCAGCACAAUUGUCACGACAUUCGCUCCUCGUUCGUUUGCCGUGGCGCAUCAGCAGCAAAAACGUUCGUUCGCUCGCUCGCUGUUCAUUCGUUUAUUUCGAUUGGUUUGCUUAUUAUUUUACUUGCGCUGGUAUUGUACCGUAUAAUUUGCUGACGUUUGGAAAUUCUGAUGCGAGAGAUGUGUCGCAGUUAGAACUCCAAACAGAAAAGAAGUGAGAUAUUUGCAUUUUAAGUUUCGGCCGCUUGCGAAAUACACACACACAUCCACAUAACAUAUCGAAACAAAUAAGCGCUCACCUUGAGGUGAUGGCAAAAAAGCAGAAAAAUCCGUGACAACGCGUGUUGAUAUUAGAAAAACUAAAACUAAAGUUAAAAAAUAACAACAACUAAAAUAACUAAAGUAGAGGUGCGUGUAAUUGUCGGUUGUUUUUUGUUGUUUGUGCGUUCGGUAUGUGUGUGGAAAUGGAAAAUGAUACAAAUCGACUUGAGCAGGCGAAAAGGUAAAAGAGGCAAAAAAGCAAAGUGCAAAGUUUGCGAAAAACAAUAUUAAAGUAGAAUUGAAACAUAAAUAUAAACGCAAUACCGCGCGCAUAAAAUGAAAACACCAAGUGGCUGUGUCACAACAACAACCGUCGUCGUCGCCGUAGAUGCGCUGUUGUACAACUGAUUUUCAGUUGGGAGGGAAGGUGUGCCGUGUUGGCGACCAGUGUAAAAAAGAGCUGUCGCUCAAAGUGCAAUGUUGAAAAUUCAACUUAAGUUUCAAAAUGAAAUAACACCAACAAUAUCAACAACCACAAACGUAUAGCAAUCAUCCAACAAUAGCUUUAACAACAUAAGAAUAUUUAAUAUUUUCAAUUGCCUUCAACGCAAUUGCAUUUAAGUAAAAAAAAAACCAAAACACGACAACAACAAUAUAACGGUGUGCCUACAACAGCAGCAAUAGCAGGAGUACAAGAAACACUUUGUUUAGCGGUGAUAGUAACAGCAACAACAAAACAACACUGGGGAACAAGCAGUAUUUAGUCGAACACGCGGGGUGGUGGACGGGCGUAUUGGGGUGAAACCGCAACCAAAUAGUUUCAACACCGUUUACCGGAAGUUGGAUUUUUCGUGAACGCAAAGUGGUAGACUUCAAAGCAUGGAUGCUACGACUGUUGAAUCUAUAAUCGCAAUGCCGCUGGGCGCUGCCAGCAACAGCAAUACCAACAUGAGUUGUGGCAGCAGCAGCAGCAGCAACAGCAGUGGCUAUGCGAGCGCCACCACCCCCACGAAUCCCGCCUCGGCCGGCAGUAGCAGCAGUCACAGCCAAUAUUCGGACUCGCAUUCCAACACACCUGUGGGCUUGGUCGAGCCGACACCUGUGGCCACGAUAGCUGCCGUAACGCCGUACUACAAUGAAACGUUUCAACAGCAACACCACCAGCAACAACAGCAGCAUCAGCCACAACUUCAUCAUCCACCACAUCCACAGUACCCACACCAAACACAUUCAUAUCAAUUAACGGAGCCCUUGCCCACAUCCUCGCAAUACGAUAACACCUACGAUUCGUACCCUUAUCUCAGCGGUGGCGAAAGCUAUCAGCAGUCCAGUGGUGGGGGUGAACGUAAUUUAUUGGGCAUGCGGCAUGCUAAUUCGUAUUAUACAACCUUGGAGAAGCCGAGUAAGCAGCCCACGCAGACGGCUAUACAGCCUCACACUAAUACUGCCAACACCAACAAAAUUUACAAUAACAACAGCAGCGAAACCGCGCUCCGUUCUACAAAACGUAUUGGUGAGUCGAAUACGCCCGCUAAACCGCAGGCCGCCGCAACGCCUUUCUAUGCCAAUUCAGCACAAACGGGUGGUUCGGGCACCUAUGGGGAUCCCAUCAAAUAUAGAAUGUCUACUGGGACCAAACUGCCAACACUCGGCGAUUAUCUGAACUACGGGAACCAACCAUUAGAUAUUAGCAACACAGGGAAUUAUACGCAAAGCUUUCCACAGCAUCACGCAGGAAAACCGCUGCAGGACGUGCCGUAUGCUGCGAGUCCGACGCAAGGGAAAACAUUCAACACCAUGGCGAAUGCGCGCUUGCCGCAACAACGUCUAAGCAUGCAUUAUGGCAAUCCUGCAAUGCCUGUUGGCAUUCCUAUCGGCAAUGCGUCGAAUAACAGUAACGGCAAUACCAGCAGUAGCAGCAUUUAUAUCGAUAAGUAUGAUAAAUAUUUGUACAAUGCAGUGAGCACCGUGGCACAGUCACCGUACUAUACAACCACCCCACCCGCCAACCUCUCAGCAAUGCCCUACAAUGCAGUACCGUACGCACCCGCGCCGACUGCAUCUACGUCAGUCCCACCACAGUAUGCUACUGAAAUUCCCAACGACCCCUACCGCAAGUCAUCGGCCACGUCGGCUUGGCACUGGAGCAUGGACUAUGCCAACGGUAAUUGUCGCACGCUGCCGCCGCCCAACGGCAUACCUACUGCCGCCAUACCGCCGACGAAUGCCAGCUAUGUACCGACUAACGCCACAGCCGCCGCCAAUCGUGAUAUAUACUAUGCUUCAGAGAAGUAUAGCAGCAAAUAUGAUAAGUACAAUUCAUAUUAUAACCCACACCAACAGUAUAUGACGUCGAAUGCGACUGGACGUAGUGCCUGGUCGAAUUCGCCGCAUUCCUCAGCACACCUUGUACCCACACUAGCAGAACGUUUGUCACACCCUUAUCCACACCAUGCACCGCUAACUUCGGGCGGAGUGCCAACCGCUUUGGCGCCGUCUGCACAUCCCUCCCUCGCAUAUCAUCAUCCCUACACGCCUUCCGCAGCUACAGCCACCGCGCGCCAAAAUUGUUGCUCACAAUUUCAACAACAAAACUGCUACUAUCCUCGUACGGCACACCAUCCUCACCUUCCACCGAACACUUAUAGCCCACACUCGCAAACGCCACCGUACGGCACCAGCAGUACUGCAAUCGGCAGCGGUAACAGUCCCGUCGUCAAAUAUAACGUGCUAGAUUAUGGACCAGCCAACAAAUCAAAGAUGAAUACAAAUGAUGUCUACGCUGCAACGCCCACAUACGAAGCGACGAAUAUGAAUUAUCAUUCCCAUCCAGCAGGUAUGGCUCACAAUGCUCAAUAUGGGAACGCUAUGGCACCUACUAACGUCGUUGCACAUCCACCACUCAAUCGUAAUAUGGCACCGGGUUCCCACAAUGACAUAACGACUGUUUACUAUAAUGAUCUCAAUAUGCAAACCAACUAUGACAACUAUAUGGGGCCUAUACAACCUACGCCGCUACCUGAAGAGCGACGUGAAAGUUUAGUCCAAAGAGUUGACCAUCUACCCAAUUUGCCACCACCCUACACGCAAUCUACUUCUACGAAGAAUUCGCUAAUUGACUAUCGGAAGCCUGCGGUCAUGCCAAAUGAUGACAGUUUCAUAGCAGAGCCAACGCUCACCAAUUUAGAUGAGCACAUGGCUACCAAUAUGAGCCAGAACCAAUACGAUAAUAGUUAUGGUCUGCCCAGAGCAUUGGAACCAAUCGACGAUGGCAUGUAUGGCAAAGCAGCAACGCGUGAGACGACAGUUAAGCCUAGUAACCCAACACCGACAACACCCACUACUAAAACCUACUCCAGUUUGCGAGAUUUUCUCAGCACAUGGAAUGAGGAUGAAGAGGAUUACGGUGGCGCUGAUGAACUGCAGUUUGUUGAGAACGCACCACCAGCGAUUGAUCAAGUCAUGCGUGUCGAAGACAAUACUAACUGUGUUCAAGUAAUAAAUAAAAUGUCGAGCUUGCAAGAGCUUCCCACCGAAGCGAAUACACCAGCUGCAUAUGUUGGGGACUCCGCACCCCUAUAUAGGGCGCAACCCCAACCCUUAGUUAUAAAUAACUUGCAAUUAAAAGAGGAUUAUUAUCAACACCCAAAGACUCAACCAAACAUCGGCGCUGGUAGCACCAUUAACAUGGAGGAAAAUCAGUUUGCAAAUAUAAACUUACCUGACAUUGUCAUCGAUAUCGAGAAGUCCGGCGGCGCAGUACCAAAUAUAGCAGGCGCAACUAAGGGACCAAGCAACAACAAUGUUGUCGAAAAAUCCAAUGACAAGCACGUAAGCUAUGAUUGUUUCGAUGUAGAAAAAGAGCUUGAUGAACUAGAAUCAAUAAAGAUGGUAAAGAUACCAAAAACUAAUACCGAUACAACGCCCAUACGCAACGGUAGCGUCAUCAUGAAAGCGGCUACCGAAGCGCUCGGAGUAGUUACACCCAAUGCAAUGCUCGAAUCAGAAAAUCUUGAAAUAAUUGCGAAUCUUAAAGCUGUAAAUACUUCGGCUGCACCAAAAAUGGAGGAGAAAGUGGAGAAAGACUUUUGUUUCUCAGAGCACAGAGCAGAACAGUCCUUAUUAACCGUCCAAGCAAAGAGCGACAGCACAUUGGAUAGAAGUAUUGAAUGUGACAAUACAACCAGUUCGAAUGGUUCCACAUUUGAGAAGGAAUACGAGACCUUCAUUAAUAAGAUAGGAAAUGAGUUUGAAUACAAGGUCAGUAGUAACAAUGAGAACAGUUUUACUGCAGCUGUAAGCAACAAAACAGUUCUUUCUGAUAUCAAUACAAAUGUUGCCGUAAACCAGGAAGUGCCAACAAAUGAAAUAAAUAACAUAGCGGUCAAACUAAAUACGGAAAACGAUAUGGAGAUAGCACAAAAAAUUAAAAGUUUUUCGAAGUUUCAUAAACGAAAACGAAAAUUUUCGGAAACGACCAAUAAUCCAAGUAAAAUUCCGAAGCAAUCGCACGAUCUUGAACAAGAAGUGAAUAAGGAAACUAAUUCUACAAAUUCUACAGAGACCUUCUCCAAACCUUGCAGAAAAAAAGACUAUAAUGCCCGCUUGCACACACUUCGCUUGAAAUAUAUAAAAAGACGAGAAAACAAAGGUCCUUCUUUCUAUCAACGCAGGAUACGGGCACUAUCUCAUCAGCUCGUUAAGAUUAACAAACGACUCAUUAUAUCCAGUCUGUUAAAAGAAGAAAUGGUCAAAGUGUCGCAAAAACACUUACCGUUAAUCGACCGCAUAAAUAGCACUACACUACCAACUAAAGAUGGAAGCGAUAUCAAACAAUAUUUCAAUCCGAAAACAUUGAAAUUCUUGUGUGUGGCUUUCAUUAACUCAGAACUGUUCCAAAACAAACUCUUGAAGGGUGCUGAAAUAUAUAAAGAAAUUGAUAAAUUCCCAGAAACAAAUACCAAUGAAGAAAGUGUAAGGGAUAGCCCGAUGCUACAAGAAUUGAAAGACUGUGAAGCGAAAGAAAAUACUAUCAACGAGGUCUGCAGUAAGGUAACAUGUCCACCUUCAUUGACAUCAUUCGUUGCAGAAAACAUUUUUGAAGAGAACGUUCGAAACGAAUUUUCUAAUAAAACUUCAGAAAUUGAUGAAUCAGAAGCUUCAAAACAAUUACCGGAAGAACCUCCAAUAGCUGAAUGGGGUCUCAAGAGCAUUGAGGUUACUCAAAACGACGUUAAUUUGAAGAAUCAGAUUGAUUUUGACGUGCCAGCUACUUUGGAUGUGAAGGAUUCAAAAAUGGAGCUUGAUAGCAUCGAAACGGAUGAAAUCGAAGAAGAAGUUCAUAGUCCUGGUUGUAUUACAGAACCAAUGGUUGAUAGUGUAGAACCUAAUGCAGAAAGCGUUAACACAAGGCCUACAUAUGAUGAUGAACAUGACCGAAAUGAUAAUAGAGUGGAAAUUAAAGAAAUUGAAUCCGAAGCAUAUGAUGCUGAUAUAUCAGGUGAUGGUGAAAUCGUAACCAUGAAACCUUUAACAAAAGACAUUGACAAAUCCUUUUCCGAUUUAAAUACAAGUGUAAAUAUGAUGGAUAUUUUAGAGAACCAGUGGACACUCAAUAAAAGUGCUGAAAAUAGAGUGCCUGAUGUAGAAAACCUGGCGUGUUUAAAUAAAGAUCUCGUAAGCAAAGUAAUUCCACCAAAUGACUCUGAAGAUCAUGUCAAUGAGAUCACCGAAGAUCCCGCACAAAAAGCGGCAGUUACUGAUUUAGUUGACGAGAAAGUCGAAAAUAGGGAGUUGGAAGCAAUGGAUCUGACGUGUUCCGCAGGAGUUGAGGAGAAUUCAAUAUAUAAUCGGAAAACAGAAGUACCUGAAUGUGCAAUCUCCGUUCCUCACAAUGAGAAAACGUUAUCUGAAUUUUCAGAACCGUGCAACAGUAUGAAACUCGAAGACACAUUUAAGGUUGAAGAAAAUCUAACAAGAAUUAAUGGCAGUCCUUUAACCGUCAUGGAAGUUGCUGAAAGUCCACCCACAACACCACAUAUGGUUUCUCCAGCACAUAUGAAGAGCGAAAACAGUAAUGACGCAGACAUUAUAAUGCUAAACACAUUUGAUCUAGACGAGCAAGCAAAGCACUUUAGUAGAGAUGUAGAUUUAUCUGAAACAGAAAAUAGCCUUGAUAUGUUUGGAGCUAGAAGAAGUGCAGAACAUUUCACAACAACGUCGAAAAAUUACUUCAUGAAGACUGUGGAUCUUGACGAAAAUUCAUCAGACAGUAACUCAUCGAGUAGUACUGAUUCAUCCACAUCAUCUUCUAGCCGCAGAUCGAGCACAUCCUCAUCGUCCAGUUCCAGUUCAUCCGCGGACGAAAAUUCUCAAAGUAGCUUAACAACGGUGCAAAGCGAUUUCAAUGAAAUGAAGGAGUUGGAAAAAGAACUCUCGCAACAUCAGGCAAAUGAAGCGGGUAUCUCACUUGAGCUUGAAAAUGGCGAAAAGACUGCGGCAGCUGCCAAUAUCGAAGAUAACAAUGGUAAUGAAGUAUAUAUCAAUUCUUCGAAAACGAUAACGGAGAACGACAUUAAAACCUUGAAGAAAAUAUUAGAAAGCGAUAGUGAUGGACAUGAAGAGAUAAGUACACACCUUGAGGAUGUUAAAGCCGAUACAAUGGACGAUGAAAAACUAAGUGCCGACAAAACAACAAGCGUUUCGAAAGAGCAACAAGCCGAUACAGUAAAUGGUGUGGCGGAAGAUAACAAACUAAUGCAAAAUGAAGAUUGCGUUGCAAGUAACGGUGAAGCAAACGUGACAAAGCAUGCGGCAGAGCGUGACUGUAUGGGUACGGAGGUGGUGGAAGAGUGCGUAGAGAGUUGCGAGAAGUCGUGCGAUGUCGAAGGUUUGGCGCGUGAACUCGCAGUGGAAGAAAAGCAGACGCAGAACGAAACUGUGUUUUGCGCAGCAAUAAAUAUCGAUGAUAAUGAUGAUGACAGCAGUGGAGUACCGAGUUUGAAAAAACUAUCGCUGGACUAUAUAGAGAGAGUAACUUCCAUUGAAAAUCAUACGCUAAAUAACCGAACUGAGGAUGCGUUAAAUAGUAAAAUACCAAAGUUAAGUGACCUUUGUAAAAUUGCCUUAAGUAGUUCCUUUGAAAUUAGCGCCAACAACAACAGUAACAACAACACAAACCAAAACACGCCCGAAGCGUUAGAGCGUGAAUUGAGCGUUGAAGAAGCUUUAGCCGAAAUGUAUCGACAAGCCGGUGUCACAUCAGAUCCCGAAGAUGGCGAUGCUGAGGAGAGAGAAGCUCAAGAUGUAGUACUAAUUAAUUUAGAAGAAAUUUUAGUUAACGAUAGUGAUUUAUAUGUUUUACAAUGUGAUAUGAAUGAAAAUGUGCUCAGCGUUGUGGCGCAUGCACAGGCCAGCGAUUUGCCCAUGCAAGUCGAUGAGGGUAUAGAAGAUAUUGAGAGAGCUGUAAAUGCUGAAAUGCAUGCAGAAGAAUUGAUGGGUUUAGAAAGUCCACAAGAAGAGUUGGUAGUGACCGAUGAAAUGCAAACCGAUUAUCUCGAGUCAUUAAUGAAUGUACACGAUGCCGUAGAGAAUUCCCCAUCUGCACUACCGUUAACCCCAUACAUUACACCCCCACACACAGUAGAUUACGUUGAAGAUGAGUUGAGGAUCACAAACGAUGACUCACUCAAUACACAGUUCGAUUUUCCCGCCAUACAUCACGAAGAAAUCGUCUCGCAUGAUUACAAGCGGCUCAAACGACAGGUAUUAUACAAUAGUUUGCGUGAGAAAUAUGUGUUGAAACGAGUACAUUUUAGGCCCCACCAUGGUAAUCGUGUACUCAAAAAAUAUAUACAUCGUUGGAUAUUGCAAUGCUUGAUAGCGAGAUUCAGGGAGCGCGAAUUGAGGAAGGCCCACAUGUAUGUCGAAGAGUAGUGAGGUGAGCAAACCGAAGCGACUGUUUACUGAAAGACUCGCAAAUGUACUAACGGUGUUGGGUAUUUUAAUUGAAAGGACAUAUGGGGUUUGAUAUAGAGUGUUUAAAAAAAGUGGGUCUAAAUUUUGGCUUUCAUUGUAAAGCGUUUCAAUAAGAAUUGUUUGGCAUGGUUCGGAAGCUAAACUUCUGUGACUAUAGUGUGGUUUAGCUUUACAUCUUUGAGUUAACAAGACACAUUCAAAUCAGCAAGCUUGACGCUAUUGUUUUAAGGGAUUAGGCCAGUCGAGAAAUCCCAAAAAAGGCCUAACUUUAACAAAUUUUCACGGAGUAAGGAAAAAUUUGUAUAAUUUCUCACUUUUUAGUCUUUAUUGUACAUAUAUUUGGGUCAGUAUUCGGAACCACCUUUUUCUAGAAGAUUUAGGGGCUACCAUGACUCUUAGAACUCGUGCUAUCUGAAACCAAAUAAAGAACAAAAUGCUGAACAGUAAUUUUUUUUAGAAAAAAAUAUAUUAAAACGCCAAUCGAAUGGAGUUUACUAAAUAAUUUAGUGCUAAGCUGCAAUAAGAAUAGCUGGUGUAUACUUGCGAUUGUCUUCAAGUACCUUUGUCGCUUGUUGUACAAAUUCAGUUUCGAGAAAAACGCAUUAAAACGGUUCACACGAAUUUUUCGAUACUACCACGAUAUAGGCAGGGAUUUUUUUCACUAUUUUACUAUAUAAAUACAGUUUUUAGGACCCUAAAGUGUUCCGAACUGGCCUAAGCCCUUGUGGUUCGUUUUAAGUUCCGCUAAGAAAUAUUUAUUUAAAGACAUAAAUGGCACGUGCUGACACAUUUUCAAUACUUCCUUUAUCAAUCUUUAUAUUAUCUAGUAAAAGACACAAUGCAACAGUUAUAGAUUACCAUAUCUUUUGUUUGUCAUUGGAAAACAUGUAUUGUACGAAGAAUCUCAUGACACUAAAAGUCGUUUAAAAAUAUAUAUAUUUUUCCCCAACUACAUAACUUUAUUGUUGUAACUGUUAUUCUUAAAAUAAUUCUGUAUAUUUAAGUGAAAAAUACUACAUUGUUUUAAUAUUUAAAGUAAUGGAAAAAAAUAACUGUAUUUUUUGUAGUGCAUACACCUUUAGUUUAUAAAUAUUUUUUAAUUUCCUUCAAAGCCAAAACAAAAAGAUAAAAUCAGCUGUUUCGUGCGCAUGAAUGCGUUCAAAAAUAGCACCGCUUUUCGACUGUUCACUUACCAUAUAUUUAUGCAUAAUUUACUUUAUUCCAUCUACUAUAUACAUAUAUAUGUAUACAGUUACGGACAAUAACUUAGAAUCAUAUAUUUUACUAAUUUUUAAUUCUAAAAAAAUUAUGGAAAUAUGAAUUUGAUUUAAAUUAAAAAAAAAAUACAAAUCUCAAAAUUUCCGAGGACGAAAUAAGAGUAUCAUAAUAUUUUACAUUAAAAACAAAUAAAUUUUUACAGAGAAAAUAAUAAUAGAAUAGUUGUUAGCACCCUUUAUCGCCUAAUACAGAUGUAUAUCUUCUAGGAACAGAAUACCAGACAGUUGAAUCUUAUCUCAGAGUUCCGCCUUAUUUUCCGAUUCUACGGGUCCAAUAUUUUCCUUAGAGAUUUUCCAUAAGUUUUUGAUUGGAUUCAAAUCUAGUUACUGUGCUGGCCAAGCCAUAACAUCAACACCAUGAUCUGAAAACCAUUUUUGCGAAAGACUCGAAGUAUGUUUCGGGUCGCUCUCUUGUUGGAGUUGGCAAAUUGAAGACGAAUUCCAGACUUCAUCUAAAAUUUUAACGUAUGUAUGACGGUCCUUGGUGGUGAAGCCACACCAUGAGAAACGUCCCCAAACCAUUAUAUUACUGUCAUAGUGUUUGAAGGACUUAGUCGUCUAGUAAUCGCACAUUUCUUUGUUUUUUGGACAUCUGACUCACAUCCAACCAUCAUAUCCUAUCUUAUUAAGUUUGUCUUCAGACCAUAGAAUGUCGAGGUAUUUUUUUUUAAUUUUCAGCUUCAAUGUGUCACAGAUAUUUUUCACCACAAGAACCAUAAGUAAUUAAAUAACUGAUACAAAUAUUUAUUCCACAGAUCUAAUUAAGUUAAUACACAUACUUAUUACGCUUUUUAAAUUCAAUCAAAUCAAAGUAAAAUCUCUGAUUCUAUUUUAUUGUCCGUAACUGUACGUAUAUAUAUCUUACUUUAGUUUUAACCUUAAUUGUAAUGGAAAUUUAACUGUGUGUAUUAGCGUCUUAUCGGGAAUCGGAAUUUGCGUUUUAGGCAAAUGGCCGCGGUUUAAAAUGGCAUUAUCUAUUAUUUGUUAUUGAACAACAUUUUAAACAAUUUUCAAUAAUUUUUUGCAACGUUUAGGGUAAGCACUAGUGUGGAAAUUUGUGCUCUCGUUAUUUAUAUAUUAGUAUUUAGUAGUUGUUUUUUAUAUGCAAUAGGUAAAUAGCGGAAAACUGAUUUAAAGUGUAAGCAAAAAAGACCACAAAAAAUAUAUGUUUUUGUAUCAAAUAAGUUUUAUUACAAAAACAACUCUUCAACUUUCAAUAAUAUGUAUUAUUUUCACUUUUUAACUCUGCAAAUAAGUUAUAGUGCACACCCUGUAUUCAAAAAUGUGUCUAAAUUGUCUGCUUGCAACAACAUAUUUCAAAAGCUUGUAACUCAGCUUAUCUGAGUUGUUAACAAUUUGAAAAAAAAAUAAUAAUAAUAAUACAUUUCUAGUACAAUAUUGCUUCAGAGAAAUUGUGAUAAAUAACAGAGUUAUGAUUUUCAGCUGAAUUAUACCAGGUCUCUUGCCACCGCAUAACGAAAUAAUUCGCGUUACACUCUGCCAGUUAUACUUGUACAUAUGUAUGCAUAUGACAAGCACACACUACACAUUUGUGUGUAUUUACGGCAGGCACGACAAACGAAUGCUUCACUAAUCGCCAAUUACGGAAAACCUAAUUAGUUUUUCACACAUUUCAUAUUUGCUGCGAAUAAUUCGUUACGUAGCUGGCAAUUUUACAAACCAAGACUUUUUGCAUUUCACACUUGUAACGACAACACACUCAAGCAAUAACUGUUUUCUUGAAAGUAAGGCAACGCAGAGCAAGUGAAAUUGGAUUGGAAAUAUACUUUUAUUAGAAAAAUAUUUGCAUUGCGGUUUUGUUGCGAGGCAAUGACGUUAUGUAAACAAGAAUUAUAGAAAUAGAGAUUACGACUGUUUCAAUCCGUCACAUUUUUGUAGCGCGUUUGACAGAAAACACGUUAGUCAUGAGCAAAAGAAGGUGCAGUUGUUGUUUUUGUAGCGGCAGAAAACAUUCCUGAAGCAAUUUCGAGGAAUGGUGCCGAGUUAACAGUCCUUGGACGGUUAAAAUUCGGGUUAGAUCCGACUGUCGUAGGCAGUCUUUGUUUACAAUUACUAUUAACAUUUUACAGUUCCCUUCGUUUAUGACGUUAUGUUGUACUUUUUUUUUUUGGGAGUAAAGUUUACUUCAUACUUCAAAACAAAUAUCGUAUUGUGUUUACUUCAAAACGUGUUUCAAUUUUAUGGUUAUUAAUCCACAUUCAAACAUACUGUUUUUGACAUUAGUUGGCAAUGAAGCGGCAAAUGAAGCUUUGCAGUGCAAAGAAGAGUACGAAUUUUGAUUUGGUAAAUCGUUCACUACAUUGACGUUAGGCAUUAGAUUCAUUAGAAAUGUGUACUUUUCUUGACUUCAACUUACUUUUAGCCAUUUCCUAAUGAUAGGCGACACUAACGGUACAUUCUUUACUUACAGUUACAGACUUGUUUAUGUCAAAUACGUCAUACUGUCAGAUUAUUCUUCAAAAUCUAUAGAAUGACAAAAUUUUGAGUUGCAAAUGUGACAUUUAACGCAGUUUUGAAGCUUGUUAGCAGAAUUCAUAGCCAAUAGCCGAAAUCUUAUAUUCUAUCGUGGUUUGUAGCCUCUUCAUAACUAAAUUUCAAUUGCAAUUGUCAUACAGAAAUUUUGUAAAAGCUGUACAGUCGUCAAAAAUAGUACAUAUACCCAAUUCCUUCUUCUUUAUUCGAGUAGACACCGCUUACAUGGUUAUAGCCGAGUUUACAACACACCAAUACCAAUUUAUGUUACUGUUAAUCGGUUGUUAGUUUAUUUCACGCGGUCAGCUGUUGUACUGACGUCAUAACAAGGCUUUUUACAGCCGUGUUUAGCAGGCAUGAUCAACUUCUUAAAAGGUAUUUUAUUUCCCUGAUAUCACAAUAUCAGCGUAAACUGCAAUAAAUACGAUGCUAAGAGUUUAUCUGAUAAGAAAAAAAAUAAUUGUUUCAGCUAACGUACUCGUACCAGUAUACUAUAUAUCCACUCAUUAAUCUCCUUCAAAAUUUUGAAUAUUAUUGUUCAUAUAUCAUUUAUGGUAGUUUACCGCAAAUUAAUGCUUCGAUUGCUUAUCAGAUAACAUGAAUUACGUCACACAUGUGGCUUUAAUAUUUUUUUUUAAACAUUUUGAUUGUUAUUUUGUUGAAAAAUGAAAAAAUUGUAAAUAAAAGUGGCACAUACAUACAUACAUAUUUACUAUAGUUACUAUGUAUGUUGUAUCACUAAGAAAUUUGCUGUUAUCGUCUCCAAAUAGGCGUUAUAAAACCGAGUGUUAUUUGUCAAACUGAAAUUUGGCAGCGGAUUCAGUUAUAUUUGUUGUUGCCAGGCUAGGAAAACUCUAAAAAAAAUCAUUUGUUGACUUAAAAAAAUUAUAUUAUAAUAAUACUUUUUAUUUCAGGGUGUAAAUUAAAGAUUUCAACGUUCGAGAUAUCUCUUGGUGUGCAAAAUAUUAAUGAAAUUUUUCAAAAUAUGAAAUAAUACUUGACUAAAGCUAACCAAGAUUUGGUUAUAAAUCUUAUUACGUGACUCUGAAAAUCAUAUUAUACUCCGGUCGAAAACUCAUUAAAUUGAUUUGCAAAUACAAAACACGCUAAAAAUUUUCUUAAUCACACAAACAGUAAAGCUUUUUCAAUCAGUUUUAAAACAUUAAUUUGCCAUAAUAUAUUUUGUUGCAGCAUUACCAAAACUAAGAUAAUAAUAUGACAAAUUUCUUCAUUAAAAUUUUUUCAUUUUCAAUUGUUCUGAUAAAUUUGAUAAAAAAAUAGUAAUAAUGAUAAAUAAAUAAAUUAGCUUGCAGUGUUUAGCAGAAAGAAAAGAAUAUUUACAAAAACAAAAUCAAACCAAAUGACAUUUACAUACAAACAUAUGGCAUAUACGCAUAACUUUAUAUAGACAUUUUUCGAAUGUUAUCAAACUGAAAACAACAAAAACAUAUUGCGAGCUUUUAAUGUACUGUGAAAAAGACAAAUUUAGAGACUACAUACAUACAUAUUUGAUAAAUAAAUAGGCAUAUUUACUGCAUGCGUGGCUGAGGAGUAUACAGAAAAACUACAAAAACUUAGUGUUAAUAUUAAAAACAUGUACCACAAAAAUAUCAAGCAAACAAUUUUUAUUUAUGUGCAACAUAAAAACAAAUACACAUAUACAAUAUUAUUAAAGUAAAUAAAUAUUUUAUUACUAAUAAAUAUUUAUAAUAAAUUUACAUAUAACUGCGGCAAGUAAAAAUUUGUGGUUGCGGAAAACAAUAUUUUUUAUGUAAAAAAACCUUAUAUUAUAUAUAAUAUAUAUGUAUUAGUAUAUAUGCAUAUACAUAUAUGUAUACUAAAAAGAAAGACAAAAACAAGCAAAUGUUAACAUAUUAUCCAAUACAUAUUUAUAUUAAGGAAUAUAUCAAAAACCACUUCUUGCCUCACAGACAGUUCGCAAAGUGCAUAAGCACACAUAUACAUAUGUACAUGCAUGCAAUUAAGUGCAACUGACACUGUCUACUUACAUACAUAUUGAAUACUAACACAUUUUACCUAUAAAUGUACCACUUGUAUACCAAAAACAACAACUUUAAGACAAAAUCACAAAGGAAUCAAAACUUUGAGGUUAAACUUGAAAAAAAUUGUAACAAAAGUAAAACUACUAGUGUUAGCAUGAAACUGUAUUAAUUUUAGUAAUUGCCAAUCUUUUCAAUCAUCUCUUCUAUGUAACUUCUCCUCAUAUUUAUUGUAUAACACAUAUAUAAACACUUUAAUUUAUUUCGAAGACUCUCAUUGUAGCUGUAGCCCUGCUCUCGUAACGCAUUCCAAAGUACCAAUAUUUUUAGAACUAGCAAAUUGUUAAAUAUUUAGCAAAACAAAAUGGUAAAAUUGAAAAAAUAUACAUAUUUAAAAAUAAUCUAAAUAUACAUACACAUAGUGAAGUAAAUAAAAUUUUAGCAAACAUACAUAUAAAUAUAUACAUUUUAGUGUAAAAACUAUUAAAAUUAAUAUUAAAAAUUAAUUUUAGCAUAUUAAAUAAUAAAUAAAAAAAAAUAUUUUAGUUUAUUUAAUAAAAAAAUAUUUUUAAAAAGUUAAUUUUACAAAAAUGUACCAUUAUAAAAAUGUCUUAAACCCCACAUUUCGUUUUCUAUAUUUAAAAUAUUAUACGCUUACUUUUAGUACAAAACCAAAAAUUUGCAAAAUAAAAACACUAAAUUUAAAAUUUUGAAAUAAGAGCAAAUUAAAUUUAAAAAAUAAUUAUUUUAUGUACGUAUGUAUGUUGAUUAGUGUGUGGCGUUGGCCGAAAUUUAGACAUACACAACACAGAAAAAAGGCAUAAUUAGUAAUAAUUGCAAAAAUGUAAAAAACCACUACAAAACAGCAAACCGUAAACCCAUUUUAAUGAACCGUUUAUAAACGGUAGAAGCACACAAACAGCUGUGUGUGUACUGUAAGCUGUAGGCUGCUUUAACCGAAGAUACAGGUCAAAUGAAAAUAAAAAAUAAUAAUAAAUAAAUAUUCGAAAACAAUUGAUGUACCUAAAAAUUUUAAUUUCAUGGCAAGGCAUGGAAAUUAUGCGCUAUUUAUAAAUAAAUAUAUGUAAAUACAUAUAUGUGUGUGGCUAAGUAUAAAAAUAUGGCAACAAAUUUGUUUGAAACCUAAAACGUUUUACAAGUAAACCCAAUUUAAGAAGCAAAAUUUAAAAAAUUAAAUAAAAUCAAAAGCUCUGAAAACUUUUUUGCAUACUUUUGCGCUUGGAAAAUGAAAAUGUAUACAUAUUUAUAGCAAACAAUACGGAGUAAUUGCCGACAAAAUUCUUAGCAUAUACAUAUACAUAUAUAUACACACUUUUAAAUUUUGUAUGUAUUCGAAAAUUCGAAAAAAAUUUUGGAAAUCGCAUUUUUGCAUUAAAAUUAACGUCGAAUAACUGUAUGUGCAAGCAUUAAGAAACAUUUCUUUUAAUGUUCUUAUACUCUAAAGAUAUUUACUUAAUCAAAUAGUGCUAGACAAGUAAAAGACAACAACAAAACAAACAAAAAAACAUCGGUAAUGUGUAAUUUUGUAGUAAAUAACAACAAACAAUGCCUUUAUUAUUGUAUAAAUAUGAAAUAUUGCAAACAUAUUCAAGGGAUUUGUUUAAAUACAAUAUGAUAAAAUAAAUAAAAUGUUUUUCUUUAAUCUACGUACAUAUAUAUUUACAUAAAUUUACACAAAGUACGCGUGUUAAACAGAAAUUUUUGCAAUAAAAACUGUGUAUGAGUGUAUUGUGUAGCCAAUGUUGAAGAUAUAUUUGGGUUUAAACAUAAUAAAUGUCCUUUAUUUUGAAUGUGAACAA
This is a messenger RNA of Bactrocera dorsalis (oriental fruit fly), 16127 nucleotides long. RefSeq lists its product as uncharacterized. The transcript has 2 exons. The record is from RefSeq and is a predicted model, not a curated record. The coding region runs from base 1440 to 8495 and encodes 2351 amino acids. NCBI's taxonomy places the organism in Eukaryota, Metazoa, Arthropoda, Insecta, Diptera, Tephritidae.